AGGUUUGCAUGACGGGCGACACACUGGCAACAAAACACAGACAGACCCACCACAGCUCUAGUUCUUUUUGCUAGCUUGUUUAGUUUUGCGACAGUAAGCUUUUUGACAAAAGCACAAGUAUUUUCCGCUGACACCGUGGUGCACUUUUUGCCGUGGUCCUGGUUCUAAGUGACUCUUAACAGGACUGUUUACAUAAUCGUCGUCUGCUCUCGAGGCACUGCUAACGUUACAGUAUUUUAUAUUUAUAAGACUGUAUCGUUACUCGACAAAUAUAGUACGUUAAGCUCCACACCACACGCUGUCCGGACAAUGGCAGUGUUGCUACAGCGCCCCCACGCGGCUGCGACCUGUCUGUUUUUGUUCUGGGUGACCGGUGGCCUGUCCAUGCCAGACCCCAGGCACAGAGAGGCCCUCAUACAGCUGGAGGCCUCCAUGCAGACAGGAGGGCAAGUAGUGUUGACUGAUGCUGAGCAGCAGCUGGACACACUUCUGUUCCAGAUGAAGCAGGAGGAGAUAGUCAGAGCAGACUUCCCUCCCGCCAUGCACUUCUUCAAGGCCAGGGACCUCAUCAGGACCAGUCCAAUCUUCAGCCUGCUCCAGAAGAUGCCUAAAGGGGGAGCUCUCCAUGUCCAUGACUUUGCCAUGGUAGACGUGGAGUGGCUAGUGAAGAACGUGACCUACCGGCCCUACUGCUACAUGUGCUUCACUGCCAACCAGUCCGUCAGAUUCAUCUUCUCGUCCCAAUGGCCCAAAGCUCUGCCCCGCUGCUCUCCCUGGACCCUGCUGAAGGACCUGCGGGCCAAGGUGAUCAACACCACGGAUCUCGACAACAGCAUCAUGGGCAACCUGACACUGUUCACGGAUCAGGAUCCAGAAACAGUGUACCCCAGUCAGGAUGUGGUAUGGGACACGUUUGAACAGGCCUUCCAGGCAGUGUGGGGCCUGGUCACAUACGCGCCAGUGUUCAGGGACUAUUACUACCAAGGUCUCACCCAGUUCUACAUGGACAACGUCAUGUAUCUGGAACUGCGAGCUUUACUCCCACAGAUAUACGAGUUGGACGGCAGCACUCAUGACAGAGCCUGGACUCUGAAGACCUACCAGGAGGUCACCAGGCAGUUUACAGCAGACCACCCAGACUUUUUUGGAGCAAGAAUCAUCUUCACAAUCCAUAGGGGAGUAAAUGCAUCCGUGAUGGUCAGCGUUGUGGAAGAGGCUAUGAAGCUACAGAGAGACUUCCCAGAUGUCAUGGCUGGUUUUGACCUGGUGGGCCGCGAGGACAGAGGCCGACCCCUGUGGUAUUUCAGAGAUGCCUUGUCGCUGCCAGUAGAGAGAGGGGUAACGCUUCCUUUCUUUUUCCACGCUGGAGAGACCGAUCUUGAAGGUACAGAAGUGGACCAGAACUUGUUGGACGCUCUUUUGUUAAACACUUCCCGUAUUGGCCAUGGAUUCGCUUUGCCGCGCCACCCAGUGGUCAGAGAUCUAUCCAGGAAGAGAGGGGUGGCUCUGGAAGUGUGCCCUAUCUCCAACCAGGUGAUGAAGCUAGUAAAUGAUAUGCGAAACCAUCCGGCAGCUGCACUCAUGGCAGAAAACCACCCCGUGGUCAUCAGUUCGGAUGACCCGGCUAUGUUCGGGGCCUCCGGACUCUCUUAUGACUUCUAUGAAGCUUUUGUGGGCUUUGGUGGGAUUAGAUCCCAUCUAGGCUCCCUUAAAGAGCUGGCCAUAAACUCUAUUAGGUAUAGUUCUUUAACUCCAAAGCAAAAGGAGAAAGCCCUGGCUCUGUGGCAGAGAAGAUGGGAUAAGUUUGUCUUCAAAAAUACUUUUUAAGAAAGAAACAGUAGGGUCUCCUUUGCAAAAGAAGCGCUUUGUAGCAUAGGUACAUUAUAAAUGGGAAUGGAAAAUGUGAAUAACAGUGCUGCACAG
Messenger RNA from Etheostoma spectabile (orangethroat darter), 1923 nucleotides. It is a transcript of the gene ada2a, whose product is annotated as adenosine deaminase 2a. NCBI's taxonomy places the organism in Eukaryota, Metazoa, Chordata, Actinopteri, Perciformes, Percidae. Gene Ontology annotation, molecular function: adenosine deaminase activity. The record is from RefSeq and is a predicted model, not a curated record. The transcript has 10 exons. Gene Ontology annotation, biological process: adenosine catabolic process; inosine biosynthetic process. Bases 310 to 1827 code for a protein of 505 amino acids.